Corythoichthys intestinalis (scribbled pipefish) is the source of this 1067-nucleotide messenger RNA. RefSeq names its product proteasome 20S subunit alpha 1 (gene psma1). Gene Ontology annotation, cellular component: proteasome core complex; nucleus; proteasome core complex, alpha-subunit complex. The record is from RefSeq and is a predicted model, not a curated record. NCBI's taxonomy places the organism in Eukaryota, Metazoa, Chordata, Actinopteri, Syngnathiformes, Syngnathidae. The coding region runs from base 104 to 901 and encodes 265 amino acids. Gene Ontology annotation, biological process: proteasomal protein catabolic process; ubiquitin-dependent protein catabolic process. The transcript has 10 exons.
AGUUCGAUUCGUUUUCCUGUGAUGUCACUGUGGUCAGGAAAACCAAUCGAGCAAAGAGCCACCCGGCAAAGAAGGAGACAGACGCCGCGUAACCCACGCAAAUAUGUUUCGCAAUCAGUAUGACAACGACGUGACUGUAUGGAGCCCACAGGGUCGCAUUCAUCAAAUUGAGUACGCCAUGGAGGCUGUGAAGCAAGGCUCUGCCACUGUAGGACUCAAAUCCAAAACACAGGCAGUCCUGGUUGCACUGAAGAGAGCUCAGUCAGAACUGGCGGCCCACCAGAAGAAGAUUCUCCAUGUUGACAACCACAUCGGCAUCUCCAUCGCUGGUCUCACUGCAGAUGCUAGGCUGCUUUGUAACUUCAUGCGUCAAGAGUGUUUGGACUCCAGGUUCGUCUUUGACCGCCCCCUGCCCACGUCACGACUCGUCCAUCUCGUCGGCAGCAAAACUCAAAUCCCAACACAACGAUACGGAAGGAGACCGUACGGCGUCGGUCUGCUAAUUGCCGGCUAUGAUGACAUGGGUCCCCACAUCUUCCAGACGUGCCCGUCAGCCAACUAUUUCGACUGCAAAGCCAUGUCGAUAGGCGCUCGCUCGCAGUCGGCCCGCACCUACCUGGAGAGAUGCAUGGACAAGUUUGCAGACUGUAAUCUGAAUGAGUUGGUCCAGCAUGGUCUGAGAGCCCUCAGAGAGACUCUCCCCACCGAGCAGGACCUGACCACCAAGAAUGUUUCCAUUGGCAUCGUGGGUAAGGAUAUGGAGUUCACCAUCUAUGAUGAUGACGAUGUUGCCCCCUUCCUUGAGGGGCUAGAGGAAAGGCCACAGAGAAAGGUGGUCGCGCCUGCAGACGAAGAUGCCGCCACUGCUGCAGAGGCGCCCGAUGAGCCCAUGGAGCACUGAGGCAAAAAUUACGGCUGCCGAAGUUCCUGUUUGUGACGUUAGCAAAGUGCCACCUUCUUGAAAACAUGACCCCCAUUCAUAUUCUGCCAGCACCAGUCAAAGAGUGCUUUUGUACAGGUAGAAUGUGUCCUGUAUUCAACAAAUAAAGUCCCCUUUUUUGAACUUA